AUGUAUAGCCAUCACAUUUUAUUCUGUCUGCUAGAUGUGAUAAUAGUAGAUAAUAGUGAUAUUGGUGAUAAUUGCCAUUAUGGACCCGGGUGGUCAUCCAUCCGGGAACUAGUAGCAGCGGCCGUUGCUUACUCACAAUCACAUUGCUUCCCCGAGCCACCCGUGUAUAUUCUGAUGCUCGGUGGUAAAUAUGCGAAUAUGAUGACGAUGCGAAUGGCGGUGCGAGGGUGCAAUCCACAGCGAGAGAAUGAAGGGCCGAUUGUUGACAACGAAAUUCUAAGCGAUGAAUGUGACUCUACGGUGAUGUCCGAAACUAUCCACAAUACUGGUAGGCGUUGA
This is a messenger RNA of Macrosiphum euphorbiae (potato aphid), 339 nucleotides long. Lineage: Eukaryota; Metazoa; Arthropoda; Insecta; Hemiptera; Aphididae. The record is from the annotation of a GenBank genome assembly.